AUGGGCAACGCAAAGAGAAGACCAAACUUCCUUGUCAUUGUCGCCGACGAUCUCGGCUUCAGUGACAUCUCUCCCUAUGGAGGUGAAAUUGAGACACCAACUCUUGCAAAGCUGGCCAAAGACGGCAUUCGUAUGACCAACUUCCACACAGCAUCUGCAUGCUCCCCGACUCGGUCAAUGCUGUUUUCCGGAACAGAUAACCACAUUGCCGGACUUGGACAAAUGGCAGAAUUCAUGCGAAACUUCGGAGAUCACUUCAAGAACAAACCCGGCUACGAGGGAUACCUAAACUGGCGAGUAGCAGCUCUAUCAGAAAUCCUGCAAGACUCGGGAUACCACACAAUAAUGUCUGGAAAAUGGCAUCUUGGAAUGACCAAGGAAAUUGCACCAUGCUCCAGAGGCUUUGACAAAAACUUCUCCUUGCUUCCAGGCGCAAGUAACCAUUACAACUAUGAGCCUCAGUUGGAAGACGGUGAAUUCCAGGCACCAUGUAUAAACACGACAGGAUUCUGGAUGGAAGGAGAGAAAAUCCUUGAUCGAACAGCAGAUCUCCCUAAGCAUUUCUAUUCAACUCGCACAUUCACCGAUAAGAUGAUAGGUUUCCUUGAGAAUCGCACAGAGGAGGAAUCGCAGAAGCCGUUCUUUGCUUAUUUACCCUAUACGGCGCCGCAUUGGCCUCUACAGGCUCCUCGGGAGAUUAUUGAGAAAUACGCGGGCAAGUAUGAUGACGGACCUGAUGCCUUGACACAGAAGAGGCUCCAAUGGCUUAAGGAGUUAGGACUGGUGGAUGGGGCUGUGGAACAUGCCUCUCCAGUUGGGAAACUUGGAAAAGACUGGAAUGAGAUGUCACCGGAAGAGAAGAAAAUUUCCGCGCGAAAGAUGGAGGUUUUCGCUGCAAUGGUUGAUCAACUCGAUGCCAAUGUUGGCCGGGUUAUUGAGUACCUUGAGUCUACUGACGAGCUGGACAAUACAUUCGUCUUGUUCAUGUCAGACAAUGGCGCGGAAGGCGCAGCUUUGGAGGCUCUACCGCUCAUGGGAGGCAAAAAGAUGAUGGGAGAUAUUAUUUCCAAGUAUUAUAAUAACGCACUGGAGAACAUUGGUGAGCCCGAUUCAUUUGUGUGGUAUGGUGCUCGUUGGGCCUGUGCCGCAACCGCCCCUUCACGAGGUUUCAAAGGGUGGGUAACUGAAGGUGGAAUCCGCUGUCCUUGCAUGAUCCGCUAUCCUCCAUUCCAUGCCAAACCCGAAGCCAUCACCAAUGCAUUCACUACGGUAAUGGAUAUCCUUCCAACCAUCCUGGACUUGGCCGGAGUAGCCCAUCCAGGCCCACAGUUCCGUGGACGAAAAGUCGUCCUUCCGCGUGGCCAGUCGUGGGUUUCACAUCUAGCCUCAAGCGACUAUAAAGCCACUAGCGUCCACAAAGAAGACGUCUAUAUUCAUGGAUGGGAGCUGUUUGGAAUGCGAGCGAUUCGGGAGGGCAAGUGGAAGGCAGUUUGGAUUGCUCAGCCCCGUGGGAAAGAUGAGUGGGAGCUUUUCAAUGUAGAAACCGAUCCCGCUGAAAUCCAUGAUCUUGCACAAAGUGAGCCGGGUGUUCUCGCUCGAUUAGUCCAGCAUUGGGAGCAAUAUUAUGCGGAGACGGGGAUGGUGCAGACACCUGUCGUUGACAGGAAGAUGUGA
Penicillium canescens is the source of this 1674-nucleotide messenger RNA. RefSeq names its product arylsulfatase. Gene Ontology annotation, molecular function: arylsulfatase activity. The coding region runs from base 1 to 1674 and encodes 557 amino acids. NCBI's taxonomy places the organism in Eukaryota, Fungi, Ascomycota, Eurotiomycetes, Eurotiales, Aspergillaceae. The record is from RefSeq and is a predicted model, not a curated record. The transcript is spliced from 6 exons.